This is a messenger RNA of Coccidioides immitis RS, 2324 nucleotides long. RefSeq lists its product as uncharacterized. NCBI's taxonomy places the organism in Eukaryota, Fungi, Ascomycota, Eurotiomycetes, Onygenales, Onygenaceae. The coding region runs from base 486 to 2057 and encodes 523 amino acids. The transcript is spliced from 4 exons. The record is from RefSeq and is a predicted model, not a curated record.
AGAAGGUUGAGAAACAAGCAACGCUGAUCCUGCCUCUAGCGCAAAUAAUUCCGAGCUGAGGAAGCAUUUUGCUUGGGCAUUAGUGAGAUUGGCUCGCCAUUCUUGGGGCUGAAUGAAAAUUCUGUCACCAGUGCCCGACAGGCCAUCUGCUGACUGCCUUGGUCUUCCAUCAAACAACGCGGAAACAGCAUUUCUGACUGUCUUUGACAAUGAUUGUCACAGUACAGACAGACACACUGUGAUCACAGCCCAUCCUUCAUGCUUGAAUUCACUUGAUGAAUCCUUUGGCAUCAUUAUUAGGCAUCAAUGCAUCAGUAAGGGUGGGAUAUGUGUUGCAUUGCAUCUCAACCUAGAAUCAACCUACCACGUGACAUACCAAGAGAUCUUGGUGGCUUUGCAUUUGGACAUUGAGGCACUUCAUCCACUUGUUCUCCUUCACAUUGGAGUAUAAAGAAAGCAGCCCCCCCUGUUUUUCAAGCGCUACAAUGGUUCGCCAUCAAAUGGUACCUAGCAUUCACAGAUCUAAGUGUGAAGCACCGAUAGCUAGAAAGCACCCGCCACCAGAAAACAUUGGGAGACAAACCAAGCGGACAAGAAGGGAGGAACAGGAAAAGGAGGAGCAAAAGCCAAAAUCUUGUCGCAAGAGCCUGCGAUUAAGCCAUAAAAAGCCCCUUGCAGCUAACUGUCCUACCGACUCCCACUACGCUCGAGAACAGAAAACCAGACCCAACCGUAAACGAUACUGCGAAAAUCAAACAUACCUAUCUGUUAAGCGGCCCCAAUUACUCACGUCGAAACCUGUUGAAACCCCUUCCGCGGAAGAGCGAGUUAAUAUAAGCAACUUGAGCAAGGCCGACCUGAUUGGGUAUUGGUGCGUCAGCGGGCACUGGCCGAAGAACUAUUUCAAAGCACAGCCUGGACAGCCUGAAACUAUGAGCCGACUCCUUGCAAGAAAAAAGUCAUCGACAUCUCUUCACCGCAAGGACUCAAAUUCAAGCCUCGCUACGAGCACGAAUACACCCGGCCAAGAAUCAAGGGAAGGAAAGAGUGCCAAGUACAGAAGAGCGACCUAUGAAACCCUCCUCGCCACUCUAGGCAGCUAUAUGCGCAAGUCAGAGCUAGGGAUAACAGAUAAAAGUAAGAAUAUUUGCAAAAAUUUGCUGGAGAAUGAACAACCUACUCCUGAGAACACAUUAUUUCGAGAUGAUACCUUUGAGGAAUUUUGCCAAAGGCUACAGGGAAAAAAUGAGCCAAGGGUUAUACAGGAUAUAGCUCGAUUGAUUGUCCCUUCGGCAGAAUCUCUUGCGGUUGACGGGGCCAAAGAUCUGAGGCAUCUAGUUGAAAGUGUCAAUGAGACGUGGGGCUCCUCUAUUCCCUUCUGUGGACCACGCCCGCAGCCUGAUUAUGCGGUCGGGUUCGGCCGAUCUGCAUUCACGGAUGACCAGCUGAAGAAAUUCGAGCCGUUCCUCGGCUACAACCCAGACUCCUACAGCUCCUUCUUCCUGGCUACCUUCUACAUGUACUUCCCCUUCCUGACCUGCGAGGUGAAGGGUACCGCUGCGCUUGAUGUCGCCGAUCGACAGAAUGCACACAGCAUGACCCUCGCCGUGCAGGGCAUUGUUGAACUGUUCAGGCUUGUAAAGCGUGAAGAAGAGGUUAAUCGGGAGAUCCUAGCGUUUUCAAUCUCGCAUGACCACAGAACAGUGAGAAUAUACGGCCAUUACGCGAUCGUCAAGGAAGAGAAGACUGAAUACUAUCGCCAUCCGAUACAUACUUUCGAUUUUACUGCCUUAGAUGGCAAAGAAAAGUGGACAGCGUACAGGUUUACGAGGAACAUAUAUGAGAAAUGGGCCCCAAACCACCUGAACACUAUUCUCUCGGCUCUUGACGAGAUACCUCCGGGGGUAAAUUUUGACAUAUCGGACCCUGGAGACUCCCAGACUAAUGCCCCAUCCUUUGUUGAUGCGAAUAGCCAGGCGAGUUUCGCGCACUCUAUGGAAGUUACACCCAAUACAUCAUUUACUCAGCAGACCCUGAAGCGGCAGAGGAAGCAGUAACAUCCAAGUCCAGACCUGUAUCAUUGGAAGGGAUUGAAUCAGGCUAUCACUACUGUCUUCGGUGCCUUCCUGCUGAUCUUUCCCAGCAUCACACUCUCUGUGAGAUGGCCGAUGUUGUUGGUGUUUUGAUAUGGGUAUAAGAUCUAGAAAGCGAAUGUCAGGUGUUGAAUUAGUCUGAUUCCUUUGCUCUGCUUCCGUUUGAAAUACAUAGUCGGGCUUUGCGGUGACCCAAGUCACGUAAAAUGCAUGAUGAAGAAAGGUUCCAGC